AUGCCGGCCCGCAAGACCUUCCGCAAGCGCCGUACAGAGUCAGAUGAGGACAGUGAAGAGGUCUGGUUGAAAUUGGAGGAAACCAAAGAAGUUCAGAGCUUGAGGAAACGACCUAAGGGGGUGAGCGCUGUAGCCCUCCUGGUUGGGGAGAAAGUACAGGAAGAAACAACUCUAGUGGAUGAUCCCUUUAAGAUCAAGAAGGGUGGAAUGGUGGACAUGAAGAAACUUAAGGAGAGAAACAAGGACAGCAUUAAAGAGGAAGACCUCAAUUUAGGCACCUCAUUUUCAGCAGAAACCAACCGAAGGGACGAAGAUGCUGACAUGAUGAAAUACAUUGAGACUGAGCUAAAGAAGAGGAAAGGAAUUGUGGAAAAUGAGGAGCAGAAGGUAAAGUUGAAGAACGCUGAAGACUGUCUCUAUGAGCUCCCUGAGAACAUCAGAAUCUCUUCAGCCAAGAAAACAGAAGAGAUGCUGUCCAACCAGAUGCUGAGCGGCAUCCCUGAGGUGGACUUAGGUAUCGAUGCAAAAAUUAAAAAUGUCAUUUCGACAGAAGAUGCCAAGGCACGCCUACUAGCAGAGCAACAGAACAAAAAGAAAGACAGUGAAACCUCUUUUGCUCCAACUAACAUGGCUGUGAACUAUGUGCAGCAUAACCGAUUUUAUCAUGAAGAACUCAAUGCCCCAGUUCGGAGGCACAAGGAGGAGCCCAAAAUCCGUCCCCUCAGGGUGGGAGAUACUGAGAAACCAGAACCUGAGAGGUCUCCUCCAAAUCGAAAGCGCCUCCCCAAUGAAAAGGCAACCGAUGAUUAUCAUUAUGAGAAGUUUAAGAAGAUGAACAGACGCUAUUGAUAUCAGCUCA
Dromiciops gliroides (monito del monte) is the source of this 859-nucleotide messenger RNA. RefSeq names its product telomere length and silencing protein 1 homolog. The transcript has a single exon. Gene Ontology annotation, biological process: mRNA splicing, via spliceosome. The coding region runs from base 1 to 849 and encodes 282 amino acids. Gene Ontology annotation, cellular component: spliceosomal complex. NCBI's taxonomy places the organism in Eukaryota, Metazoa, Chordata, Mammalia, Microbiotheria, Microbiotheriidae. The record is from RefSeq and is a predicted model, not a curated record.